This is a messenger RNA of Prosopis cineraria, 1678 nucleotides long. RefSeq lists its product as uncharacterized. The record is from RefSeq and is a predicted model, not a curated record. The coding region runs from base 1 to 702 and encodes 233 amino acids. The transcript has 4 exons. Lineage: Eukaryota; Viridiplantae; Streptophyta; Magnoliopsida; Fabales; Fabaceae.
AUGGAGGCCCUUGCUAGUCUUCACCACCGUCACCAACUGUUCGGUUCCUCAGUCGAUUGCUGUUACUCAGCCGAAUUUCCAAAUUCCUCAGACACCUUUGAAUCAAUUCUGGACUCUUUCCCCAAAAUCGCCUCGUUUGCCACUUUAACCGCUGUAUCGGCGUUAUUCUUCAAUGGGUUUUAUCGGAAUGCUUUAAUUUCUAAGUGCAUUGCGUCGUCUCCGGUGGCUGCCAUCCAAGAAUCCGUGGUUGAGGAGAGCGAAAUCGAGGAGUUUGUGGGGCCUGCUCGCAAACCAUUUCAUGGAUGCUUAAUGCGGUAUUUGAAGCUCAAGGAGAAAAUUCCAGUAGUGUACGAUUUUACGAAAAUAAAACCUGACGAUCAAGCUUGGAAGGAGUUGAAGUCCCAUAUUUAUAGUUGUAGCGAAGAGUUGGAGCUGGUGAAGAUUGGAUUUGAAGAGAUAUUGGAGAAAGAUCCAUACAGCAAGAAGUCCUAUCACGGUCGUGUACUUGAGUACCUGGAAAUGGUUGAUGAAUGUAAGGACAUAUUGAAGGAUAUCAAGAAGAAAAUGGAUAGGUGUGAAAGGCAAAGUGAACAUACGAAGUACUUUUUGAGAGUAUUUAACGACUUGGUUGAUCGAGUAAGAGUCUUGCAGGGAUACAUGGUCGGUGCUUUGAAGUUUUAUCAAGAGCUUGAGGCAGAAUAAGAGCAAUUUGUCCUUAACGCUGGUUUUAAAGCGUUUUGUAUGACUUAUGUUCGAUAUAAAGAUUGAAAAGUACCCAAUUGCUCAUGAAGGUGGGUGUAUGAGGCUUAGCUCAAAUGCAACAUUCUGCUUUUAUUAUGCCAAGUGAUCUUUAUUUGUAGUAGUCUUACCAGAGUGACAAUAUACUGAGUAUAAACAGGAAAUUAAACCAUUGGCUGAAGCAUUGGGCUGAAUCGCAAGCACAACAUAUGUUUGGCAAUUCGGUUUCUGACUUUUGUGUAGGAACUAGAUCAUCCACAAAUUGCUUGAUGUGCGAUUGCAGUGACAAUGUUGAAAAAGUAGGUCUCAAAUUGGACCUUAAUAAUGUUAUCUGUAGUCAGGUUAUGCAUGACUUGGUUAUAGUUGAGGUUUAUAACUUGCCCAAGAUCCUAUGACAAAGUCUAAAAUUCUGAACUAACGACUGAAGUGAAAGGUGAGGAUAACAAAGACAACGUUGAUUCAUCCCUUUUAAUCCUUUGCAGUUCUGUCAUAUUUUUAGUGGAUGAAUUAGAAUUUGUACUUAGAAGUUGCAACUUUCCACUGAUUCCCUAUUGUCCAUCAGAAUAUUCUUUACGACACAUUUGUGUAGAGCAGGAAUUCAUCAGUUGGCAUUGUCUUUAAACUUGCUUUGCUGAGGGCAGUUCUUGUGGUCACUGUUGGAUUACUGAUUUGCUGUCCAUAUGUUAUUGUGGGCUUUUCGUUCUACUUACAACGUUAGUAGGGGGGCAUUAGUUGAUUAGGCAAUGUGAAAUAUUAUUUAUGCUUUGCCUCUUUACUUGUAAAAAUUGUGGGUUUAGUUUGAAAAGGAUCCGGACUUGAGGGGUUUAUUAGGUUUAUAUUUGGGGGUUUACAUAACCAUAUUUGGUGAAAAAUUCAUUCCAUUAGGUUUCAUUUUCUGUGCAAGAUAUCCCAUGUAAAUGUAUGCCAUAAGAAUUACAGA